UGCGCGUCGUCGUUUUCAGUUCAAUGCUUAUCGGCCUAACCCUUCUCUCUCUUUCUCUUUCUCGUUACGCAAAAAAUUAAAACAAAAAUUAAAUCUGAAAUUCAGAUACAAUUAAUUCCUCAGAUUCGCAAUUUCCUUUUCCUUUAUUUAUUUUUUUCCCGCGAUUACGUCUUCAAUUCCGAUUGGGGAAUUCAUUUCCCGUCCCGUAUCGCAUGAAUUUCGCAUUCCGAUAGGGGCACCGCCAUGGACGGAGCCGUGACGGCGGAGAGGUCGGCGCUUCUUUCGUCGCCGACGAGCUCGAGGUCGGUGACGCAGACGGUGAACGGAUCGCACAAGUUCGUGAUCCAGGGUUAUUCGUUGGCGAAGGGGAUGGGAGUGGGGAAGCACAUUGCGAGCGAUUUGUUCACCGUUGGAGGUUAUCACUGGGCGAUCUACUUCUACCCCGAUGGAAAGAACCCCGAGGACAAUUCCGCUUACGUCUCGGUUUUCAUCGCGUUGGCUAGCGAUGGCACCGAUGUGAGGGCGCUGUUUGAGCUCACGCUUGUGGAUCAGAGUGGCCAGGGUAAGCACAAGGUUCAUAGCCAUUUCGAUCGCUCGCUUGAGAGUGGUCCCUACACGCUCAAGUAUAAGGGUAGUAUGUGGGGAUACAAGCGGUUUUUCAGACGGUCUUUGCUUGAAAGCUCAGAUUUCCUCAAGAAUGAUUGCUUGAAAAUCAACUGUACGGUUGGAGUUGUGAUUUCGGCAACUGAUUGUCCACCACUUCACUCCAUUAACGUCCCGGAAUCUGACAUUGGAUCACACUUUGGUGCACUAUUAGAUAAUAUGGAAGGUUCAGAUGUUACUUUCAAUGUAGCUGGGGAAAAGUUCCCUGCUCAUAGGUUGGUGAUGGCUGCUAGAUCCCCGGAAUUUCGAUCUAAAUUUCUUGAUGAUUUGGAUGUGGAAAAGCAAGAGAUUAUUGUAACAGAUUUAGAACCUAAGGUUUUUAAGGCCAUGCUGCACUUUAUCUACAGGGAUACUCUUACAGAAGAGGUGGACAUGAUUCCAUCAACCACGUCCAGUGAUUUUCCAGUUUCUGAGUCAUUGACAGCAAAAUUGUUAGCUGGAGCAGACAAGUAUGGUUUGGAGAGGCUUAGACUGAUGUGUGAGUCUCGUCUUUGCAAGGACAUUUGUGUGAAUUCUGUAGCCAACAUUUUAACCCUGGCUGACCAUUGCCAUGCCAUGGAAUUAAAAGCUGUUUGCCUAAAAUUUGCUGCUCAAAAUCUAGCAGCUGUGAUGCGGUCAGAUGGAUUUGAGUAUAUGAAAGAAAAAUGCCCAUGGCUACAGUCAGAGAUCUUGAAGACAAUUGCUGGCUGUGAGGGUGAUAGUUGCAGUGCUGGGGAAAAAUCUCAGAGUGUGUGGGCCCAGCUGUCAGAUGGUGGUGACACAAAUGGUGAUAAUGCUGAAAAAAUGGGGGAUAAAAAAGAAAAAGGCAUAGGAGAGGGAAAAUCCUCUUCUGUCCAAAAUUUCCAUGUUUCAAUGGAAAUUUCAUUAGAAAAAGCAGGCAGACUAGAUACUAUGCAGGCUUUUUAUGUAAAUGUCACCAGUGGUGUGUAUGUUAUGUUAGUGCAGAUUAGUCAUUAAAAAUGAGCUCAUCUGCAUUAGACUUUUGACACUGACUAUACUUUGGAGGUGGAUAUUUUGGUUACUGAACUUUUUCUCUCCCGUCUGCUUUGUCUUUUUGUCCUUAGUUCAAACCUAAACGUUUGUAGAAAUAGGUUCAUUAGGAUUGCUGUUUUUGUUGAUAUACCAUGUAAAAAAUAUUCAUUUUGUAACAAUUGUUAUUUUCAUGACACAACAUACAAAAUGAUAGCGAUAUGGUUAGGUGGUCUGUCUUGAAUUGCCAUUUGAAUUUGAUGUUUCUGGAUGACCUAAGGUAGCCCAUAUAGCAUGACUACCUCAUUUUUUCCUUUUUGGGGUUAGAAGGGAUGUCCAAGACCUUGGGAAUGUAGGGUAAAGUUAAGGGAAAGUAACUUCGCAGAGACUUAAGUAU
Molecule: messenger RNA, 2029 nt
Organism: Gastrolobium bilobum
Lineage: Eukaryota; Viridiplantae; Streptophyta; Magnoliopsida; Fabales; Fabaceae
Product: BTB/POZ and MATH domain-containing protein 5
Exons: 5
Coding region: 244-1620 (458 amino acids)
Biological process (GO): protein ubiquitination
Molecular function (GO): protein binding
Source: RefSeq, a predicted model, not a curated record